Molecule: messenger RNA, 1237 nt
Organism: Drosophila ficusphila
Lineage: Eukaryota; Metazoa; Arthropoda; Insecta; Diptera; Drosophilidae
Product: UPF0676 protein C1494.01
Molecular function (GO): dioxygenase activity
Source: RefSeq, a predicted model, not a curated record
UCAGUUUGCCGGAGAAGCGUGUUGUGUUCACAUCGUACUCGGAUUUUCAGAGUUCUCGGCUGAAGAGAAUUUCCAGCGGCAAUCUUUCUUGUAUUUAAUUUACCUCAGCGGGUCUUUGUUUACCAAGAAUGAUAAACAGCAAGAUAAGAGAUGACAAGUUGGAAACACUUGUAUCGCGGAGCGCUAUUCCGAUCAUCGAUCUCGCCCACUGCGGCAAGUCGCUCGUCAACAGGGUUGGUCAGCAACUUCAAAAGGCCUUUACCGAAAAGGGAAUAGCAUUUCUGGUUAAUCAUGGGUUAGCUGAAGACAAGAUAAAAGCCGUAUGGGAUCAGUUCGACAACUUCUUGGAUCUGCCGGCAGAGGUUCAGGAUCGCUACCGCCGAAAGGAUGGCGUGAACUACGGAUAUGUCAGUCCUGGAAUGGAGCGAUUCGAUGGAAGCACUCUCGAACUUCGACACGCCUACAAUAUCUGCAAGCUGGACGAUAAGAAUCUUCCGAGGGAUCCCCUUCCGGAAUUCGCUGAUGAUAUUACGACUUUGUGCGAGGAUUUGAAAACCAUGUCCGCGUUUAUAUUGAAAGCCAUGGAGGUGGCUCUGGAGAUUCCCCCAACCUUGAUGGAAAAACACUCCGAAAUGCUGGAGGGCGAUAACGUUAAUAUGAGCACUCUGAGGAUGCUCUACUAUCCCGCAGUUGUGGACGAUGAACCCGGUCAGAGUGAGGGAGCCAUUCGGUGUGGCGCCCAUGUGGACUACGGCACCUUCACCCUUCUCGCCCAAGAUUCCGAAGGCGGAUUGGAGGUGCAACUCCCCGGCAGCGAGAAGUGGGAACGAGUGGGCCAUCUACCUGGAGCCAUUCUCAUAAACGGCGGGGAACUCCUCUCCAUUUGGACGAGACAGCGAUACCACGCCUUGCCUCAUCGCGUUGUUAUACCUGAACAGGAUCAUAUACGAACCCGCGGCCGGCAUUCCAUUGCUUUUUUCUGCCAUCCCAACAACUCAACACCGAUUUCUCCGAACGAUCUCUUGGGUGAUGAGGGAACACCAAGUGAUGACAAAGUGUACAGCGCCUAUGAACUAAUACAGAAAAAGUUUAAUGACACCUACGGUCAGCGAUCUCAAUAAAUAAACGAAUCUGGGGCAUGAGUUCAUCACAGCUGUAGCCACAAGAACAUAACGAUCAAUUGUAAAGAAGUGUUGCCUAUUUAAUAAAAAACCAAUUAAGAAUUGUGUAGUUUAAA